AUGGAUCGAUCCCAGGUUGGUCCACCGCUCAACCCCAAGCCUUUCCUCACCAAACUGGCGGGGCAGAGUGUCAUGGUAAAGCUGAAAUGGGGAAUGGAAUACAAGGGCAUUCUCAAGUCGUUCGACAGCUACAUGAACAUCGAGCUCGAUGGCGCUGAGGAGUGGGAGAACGGCGUGUUGAAGGGGAAGUUGGGCGGCAACAUCCUGAUCCGCUGCAACAACAUGCUCUACAUCAGAGCCGCCGACCAUACCAGCGCUUAA
This is a messenger RNA of Babesia ovata, 261 nucleotides long. Its product is annotated as small nuclear ribonucleoprotein. Gene Ontology annotation, molecular function: RNA binding. Bases 1 to 261 code for a protein of 86 amino acids. Gene Ontology annotation, biological process: mRNA splicing, via spliceosome; spliceosomal snRNP assembly. Lineage: Eukaryota; Apicomplexa; Aconoidasida; Piroplasmida; Babesiidae. Gene Ontology annotation, cellular component: catalytic step 2 spliceosome; U1 snRNP. The transcript has 4 exons. The record is from RefSeq and is a predicted model, not a curated record.